GGAGCCCCGUUGGCCUCCUCGCCGCCACGCCAGCCACGCGAAGGAGGCUGCAAAGCGGCGAAAUCUUCGCGGGUUCGCCAGUUUUUUCCUGGCGUCUUUGUUUGGACGAGGAUCCGUUCAUUACGAGGAGAAUGCCACUGACUCGGAUCUGGGUGAUAUGGACCCAAGCCCGAUCAUAUGUGUUAAAGGAGCCAACAACUACACAGCAAGCGAGUUCACAAUUUGUGUUGACACAGUGCCGGUGAUGACCACAAGCAACAGGGCAGGCUCAUUCAAGUUGAUGUUCCUGCUCUAUUUUGUGUUGAACAUUUCGUUCCCAGAAGAAGUGGGCCUUACACUUGAAUUUAUUCAAAGGGGUAUUGCAAGCAUCAACCCACCGAGGGGCACCAAGAUUCUUAAAAAGAAGAAGAAGCAACACUGUGUGUCACCCGCGGUUGCCAAGCUGAUGGCUUCCCUGGAGGAAUAUGCCUUUUAAGCUGAAACAGUCUUAAAGCCUUCCUGAUUCAAAUAAAAGUGGCCGCCAAGUCAAGCAAACUAAUGGCACUAUCAAGAUUUCCCUGGUGCAAGUUCUCUUCAAUAUUUUUGUCCAUAAAAAGAAUACCAGGUAUAUACUCAGGAAGUGUAUCGUUAAGAGCCCAAGAGGGCAGAGUUAAGAGUCGAAGUAGGUAUGUUCAAUAAAUUCCAUUUAGUUUGAGCCCCAAGCGGGCCAAAGUUAAGAAAUAAAACUGCAGUUUCUAAUAGUCUGUUGAAGACAAGCCAUCUGUUCAGAGCCAAAGCGUGGCGAAUGCAAGAAAUAAAGUGGUUAUUU
Ixodes scapularis (black-legged tick) is the source of this 808-nucleotide messenger RNA. RefSeq lists its product as uncharacterized. The record is from RefSeq and is a predicted model, not a curated record. The coding region runs from base 158 to 475 and encodes 105 amino acids. Lineage: Eukaryota; Metazoa; Arthropoda; Arachnida; Ixodida; Ixodidae. The transcript is spliced from 5 exons.